Messenger RNA from Sphaeroforma arctica JP610, 1136 nucleotides. RefSeq lists its product as hypothetical. The record is from RefSeq and is a predicted model, not a curated record. NCBI's taxonomy places the organism in Eukaryota, Ichthyosporea, Ichthyophonida. The coding region runs from base 144 to 422 and encodes 92 amino acids. The transcript has a single exon.
GCGAGAGAAGACGGGCAUAAGUUUACAUAUUUAUGUAAAUAUUUCAUGUGUAUAUAACCCCUCUAUGUUGUGUGCUGAGCGAACACAUCUGUUAUUAUAAAGUACGUUUACAACUCGACUUAAAUACACAUCGGAUCGCUAAGAUGAGCUUAAAACGCAAGAGUAUGGAUCUCACUUCUGCCUGUGCGGAUGCCUUUUACUCGUGUGCGUAUCAGAACGAAGAGGGAGCUCGUAAGAUUGGUCGUUUCGACUCCAACAAUCGCUAUUACCAGCAGAUGUCCGAUGUGCAUACCAGCAACUCUCCCGAACCGAACUGCGGCUUUUCUCAGCAAGCUUUUCAGCAGUCACAGCAUAUGCAUAUGGAGUACAGUUUAUCUGCCGUACCACAACACCGUUUCAUUACGUCUUCCUGCUCGUACUAGUUGACAGUGUUGGAUCAUAAUAUUGCUAUACCUAUAAUUAGCCGGCUUUGCACCUCGGUCUGUUAUCGGUGUUCUCCACAGAAUCGAAACCUCACAAUAAAGUAAAUGUUCUCACGUGAGAGGAAAGACGCUACAGAUGCUUCCGGCAAAACACCAAUUUUGGCUGUGUAAGGGUCGGGACUGAACUUCCAGGAGGAUUCUUUAAGCCCUGCAGCUUCCACCGUCUCAGCUGCCGUCCUUCCCGCGUAAACCCGGGCCGUCAGUGUCAUUGAUUUGAUCUCCAAGGGCUUGUUUCUAUACUUUUGCGGACCAAAAUCCGCUCUUGCUACGUACUGGUCCCCAUAGCUGGAGAACGAUAUAUUUUUUUCUUUCCGCCUUGGUUUGCUAUUACUUGAUCACUGUUUGUAGUUUUCUUUGUUCGCCGUCACAGCUUCUCGUGGUAGAAGUCCAAGGUACACAUCUGAUUAAAGCAGAGAAUUUAGAAUGAAACUGACGCAUACGUUCUUGAAAAUAAAAUACUCUCAGGUAAAUCGCCGCUCAAAGUUGAGAACAUAGAACGAAUCGGACGCAUACGUGCAUAAAAUAAAAUACACUGAGUCAACCGAAAAUAUAAUAUACGGCAUUGACCGCAGUUUAUGAUGUCGAGUGUCUGAUUUCAACGCUCCCCCCUCCUGUUCCAUUUGUGUCAAUUUCCCGACCAGCUAACACCAGGGA